AUGUGGACAAGAACUGUUCAUUUCUUGACAGAUGCCGCCCUGAGGAUCUUUCAAAGAACGCGUCGCAUUUUUUUGCUCUCAACCUUGUCCAGCUCACAUCCCAAUACCUCAAACUACCCGUUCUUCACCGUACAUUCCCCAAAAAUGCCCGAAGCAGUCCAGCAGAGAAUCGUUCCCGGCGCCCCUCCCCCGGAGCCGCUCUCGAAAUCCCAAAAGAAAAAGAGAAAAGCCAAGGGAAAGUCUGACCACGGCGACGAGACGUCGCCUUCCGUGCCAGACCCUACCUCCGCUGCUCUCAUUGAAAAGGCGCCUGAAGCUGCUGAGGUGGCCGAGGGAUCACCUGCACCGGAGCUGAUCGCGAUGUCUGAGUCUCAGGCGCCCCCGCUGCCGGAGGAAGACCUCUCGUUGAAGAACAGCCCUGUUGUUGAAGUUGUCACGAAGCGCCUCAAAGCCACAACGAAGAAGAUUUCGCGGAUAUCAACUUAUGCCAGCACAGAUAUUGAGAAGCUGAACGACGACCAAAAACGAACUCUGAAGACACUGCCAACACUGGAGGCCGUUCAAAAGGAGCUCAGCGAAGUGAAAAAGGCGAUUGAACAACAUGAAGCCGAGUUGGCGCAAGAACUUCCUGCUAAGCGCCUCGAAGUUGAAAAAGCCGAAAAGGCGCGCGUGGCUGAGGCCGUUUCUGCUGCCGAGGCUGCACUUAUCUCCAAAACAAGUGACAUUCUUCAUAUUUUCCGCCUUCGUUCAUUACUAUCGACUGGUGCUCUGGCUAUUGCUGAACCCGAAUUCACCGCUAUCCAUGCCGUCACCGAAGCUCUUGUCGCUGAGGAUGGCGAACAUAAACAAGCGGUCCUUAACGGCCUCCUGCGUGGUUCUGGUGAAUUGAACGGUGUCUCAUAUUCAAGACUACUCGCCAUCACUCAAGAGGCGCUCAACCCUCCACGUGCACCUACUCCGCCUCAAGAGUAUGUGGAGGAGCAAACACUAACAGAACCCACCACAGAAGCUGAACCCGACAUUGCCGUGACUGGCCUGCCAACAGGCACAAUGUCAAGCAGCUUCCGGUUUAUCCAGGAAAGCGAAAUCGAGACAACGUCGUUCGAGGAAGGUGCUGAGUGGGUCGAGAAAGCGGAUGCUGGUCAUGAGGAACAGGCAGCGCUUAACGGGCAAACCCCAGAAGGAAUCGCGCCUGCUCCCGCGGAUACCAACGGUACCCUCGACUGGGCUGCUGAUGAGGAGGGUGGACUGCCUUCGAUCGCAGGGCUUCACGCCGAGUUCGGUACUUCGGGCUCUGCAACCCCUGCUGAAGCAGAGGCAGUUCAGCAGAAGGCAGAGGCACCCGUACCAGAGGGCAACGGACAUGCCACCGGCGAGGCUGCUCCUGCUGAGGACGAUGGAUUCACCCAGGCUAGGGGACGCGGUCGUGGUGGUCGCGGUGGUGGGUUCAGAGGCGGCGAGCGUGGCCACGGCCACCACCAUCGUGGUAGCUUCCGUGGUGGCGAUCGUGGUGGCUUCAGAGGAGGCGAUCGCGGCGGUUUCAGAGGAGGUUUCCGGGGAGGUGAUCGUGGAGGCUUCCGUGGCGGCCGUGGUGGAGGCGAAUGGCGAGGUGAUGGUGAGCGCGGAAGGGGUGGUCGAGGACGUGGAAGGGGUGACCGAGGAGGCGCGCACCCUCCUCCCACCCCCACCGCGGCGUAA
This is a messenger RNA of Cyclocybe aegerita, 1698 nucleotides long. Lineage: Eukaryota; Fungi; Basidiomycota; Agaricomycetes; Agaricales; Hemipholiotaceae. The record is from the annotation of a GenBank genome assembly.